Notodromas monacha is the source of this 1075-nucleotide messenger RNA. Lineage: Eukaryota; Metazoa; Arthropoda; Ostracoda; Podocopida; Cyprididae. The record is from the annotation of a GenBank genome assembly.
AGUUGUCUCUUGAUAGCAGGGAUACCACCAAGGCGUAAUUAUAAGUGAAUUUUGAGAAAGUUGUUCAAUUAUGGCCAAGUACGAAAUUAUCAUGAUUCGCCACGGCGAAAGUGCGUGGAAUAAGGAGAAUCGAUUCUGCGGCUGGUUCGACGCCGAUCUCAGCGAAGCCGGCAAUAGUUGUUCAAUUAUGGCCAAGUACGAAAUUAUCAUGAUUCGCCACGGCGAAAGUGCGUGGAAUAAGGAGAAUCGAUUCUGCGGCUGGUUCGACGCCGAUCUCAGCGAAGCCGGUAUCCAGGAGGCACAGCGUGGAGGUCAAGCCCUGAAAUCAGGUGGAUACAAGUUUGACCUCGCCUACACAUCGGUGUUGCAACGGGCUCAGAAAACCCUGGGAACAGUCCUCAAAGAAAUCGGCCAAGAGAAUAUCCCCACUGUGAAAACAUGGCGACUCAAUGAGAGACAUUACGGAGCUCUCACUGGACUCAACAAGGCAGAAACUGCUGCCAAACAUGGAGAAGCACAGGUGCAAAUUUGGCGACGUAGUUAUGACAUUCCUCCUCCACCAAUGGAAGAAGACCAUCCCUAUUACAAGCUUAUUGUGGAAGAUGAGCGUUACAAAGCUGAGCCUCCAAGGGCUGAGUUCCCCAUGUUUGAAUCACUGAAACUGACCAUUGAGAGGACAUUGCCAUUUUGGAAUGAUGUGAUCUGUCCUGAGAUCAAGGCUGGGAAGAAAAUUUUGAUUGCUGCUCAUGGGAACAGUUUGCGUGGGAUUGUGAAGCACCUGGAAGAUUUGUCUGAAGAAGCCAUCAUGCAGUUGAACCUGCCCACUGGGAUCCCAUUUGUCUAUGAGUUGGAUGAGAGCUUGAAACCCACUGGAUCCAUGACGUUCCUUGGAGAUGAAGAAACAGUCAAAAAAGCCAUGGAAGCUGUGGCAGCCCAAGGAAAGGCCAAAUGAAGCCUUUGAAAGUGCCUGUCUGUUUACAUGUGGUACAUUUUCCAGUAGAAUCUGUGGAAUAAUCUAGCCUGACUGAAACUCAAGUGAUGCUCCAGAAUGCAGAUUUGUUAUGUACAGAGUUGU